This is a messenger RNA of Hylaeus anthracinus, 4485 nucleotides long. RefSeq names its product disintegrin and metalloproteinase domain-containing protein 10-like. Gene Ontology annotation, cellular component: plasma membrane. Gene Ontology annotation, biological process: membrane protein ectodomain proteolysis; Notch signaling pathway. Lineage: Eukaryota; Metazoa; Arthropoda; Insecta; Hymenoptera; Colletidae. The transcript is spliced from 16 exons. The coding region runs from base 502 to 3456 and encodes 984 amino acids. The record is from RefSeq and is a predicted model, not a curated record. Gene Ontology annotation, molecular function: metalloendopeptidase activity.
UCGCGAGUGAAGUGCGAUAUCCUUUAGGGAAAAGGGCGACAGGCGUUUUCGGGGGUUUCCCACCCCCGACGAGCAACGGCAAGAAGGGGUGGAGUUAGCCGGGACUAUGAUGCCGGUUUGAUAACGUGGGUCGGUGACACGGUGCACGGUCGCGCGACUCGCUACAUCCGUGUCUGGCCCCAACCCCCGUAGUGUUCACCCCCCUCGGAAGGGGUUGGUUACGGCGAGAGUUUGAGGAGAGGAGAAAGAGGCGGAGGGAAGAGCGAUCGUGGGAGUAAGAGGUAGAGGAGCGGAAGAAAAAGGAAAUUUGAGACAUUAAAGGGACCCUGUUACAAGGCGCAGGGGGUUAGAGGGUGAAAGUAGAAGAGGGCGAGAGACGCGAGGUGGUAGGGAUUCAUGGGAGGUAGAAGGGAACAACGUACUGCAACGUGAACGAGCAAGUCGAAGGGAGGAGGAGGCGGCGAGAGGACAAGCAGGGAAGUUUCCGUCUGUCCGAAGUGGAUGGGGGUGAAAAUGUUCGGAGUAUUGCUGGCAUGUGUCUGGCUGGUUGCCGGCUCCCCGUUACAUCCCUGGCCGCUAAUACCGCACAAAGCGAUUACACAGGGAUCCUACAUCAGGUAUUACACAGCCGCUUGGUACGAUACCGUAGCACUGAGAGAACAUCGUAUCAGAAGUCGUCGUGACACUUCGGCUUCCGGGCAUCCGGGGGACACGACGUUGAAUCUACGCCUUCAUGCUCUCGACAGGGUCUUCAAGAUGAGACUCACGAGAGACACGAGUCUAUUCCAUGAGAAUGUUGCCUUCGAGGGAUCGAAUGGACGGCGAAUUGCGUUCGAUCCCCUGCACGCUUACAGCGGAACACUCGAAGACGAUGAAAAUUCAUCGGUGCAUGGGAUCGUGACGGAGGAGGGUCUCUUCGACGGAACGAUUUUCACCGCGUCCGACGAAAUCUACAUUGAACCAGCCAGCAGAUACUCCCCGCUCGUAUGUCAUCGUCAAGACGGUGAGCGAAAUGACGCCACUGACACCGUUCACCACCACACGAUAGCGUAUCGUUCGGUCGACGUGAGCGUUCCUCGCCCCAAUGGAUAUCCAUGCGCCAGCGAAGUCUUGCGGGAAAACACGUUGAACGAACUGAGGACGAACAGGACGUGGAGUGGAUAUCUCGGGGACACAAUGCGGCCGCUUUAUCAACACCAAAACGAGGGGAACUCCCGCGCCAAGCCGGGUUUCUAUCCGAAGGACGCCAGGAAAAAGGACCCCACCGCGAGCUCCCACAACCUGGAGCUACUCGACAGGCUGUAUAGGGCGAGGUACUCUAGAGUGCUCCGGAAGAGGACGUCAGUGGAUCCAAAGAAAACGACCUGUAUGUUAUACCUGCAGGCUGACCACACGUUUUUCGGUCACUAUAAAUCCGAAGAGGCCUGCAUAGAAGUGAUGACACGCCACGUGCAGCGUGUCAACUCCAUCUACAGGUACACAGAUUUCAAUCAGGACGGCCAGCCAGACAACAUCAGCUUCAUGAUAAAACGCGUAAAGGUCCACGGCGAGGAUGCCCUGAACGACUCGAGCUACAGGUUUACCGGCGCCUAUGGUGUGGAGGAGUUCCUCGAACUCUUCUCUGAGGAAGACUACGACGCGUUCUGCCUAUCGUACAUGUUUACAUACCGCGACUUCGAAAAGGGUACCUUGGGACUGGCGUGGACGGGAGACUUAAAGAACGCUGGAGGAGUUUGCGAAAAAAAUGGGCACUACAGGGGUAGCAUGAAAUCGCUAAACACUGGUAUAAUCACCCUCCUGAACUACGGCAAGCACGUACCACCGACGGUUUCUCAUGUCACCCUGGCACACGAGAUCGGUCACAACUUCGGAUCCCCUCACGAUCCGGACGAGUGUUCACCUGGAGGAGAGGACGGAAAUUUCAUAAUGUUUGCCAGAGCUACCAGCGGGGACAAACGAAACAACAAUCGCUUCAGUCCGUGCAGCCUGGUCUCCAUAAAUCCUGUUCUAAAUGCCAAGGCCCGCUCGACCAAAGGCUGCUUCGCCGAGCCUCAGACUGCCAUCUGCGGGAACGGCGUGGUGGAAGACGGCGAAGAGUGUGAUUGCGGAUGGGAGGAGGACUGCAACGACCCUUGUUGCCACCCUCAACGACUCCAUCAUCCCUCUCAUGAGAUACCUUGUCGUCUUGCCGAUGGUGCAGUGUGCAGUCCCAGUCAGGGUCCCUGCUGCACAUCCGGCUGUACUCUGCGCAAUGGCGAUAAGUGCAGGGACGACAACGGAUGCAGGGACGCGAGCUUUUGCGACGGUCGCGGUCCCCAGUGUCCGCCAUCCAUCAGCAAACCUAACAAGACCAUAUGCAACGAGGAGUUCGUCUGCUACAUGGGGGAAUGCACCGGCAGCAUUUGCCUGGCUUAUGGCUUGGAAUCCUGUCAGUGCAUCGCCGGGCCCGAGGAUCCCCCGACCAAGAGCUGCGAACUGUGUUGUAAAUUGCCAGGAGAGGAUCAACCGUGCCUAUCAUCCUUCGCCUGGAAUUCAGCGCCGUACGAUAUUCCUGAUAUGCUGUCGAAGCCAGGCACGCCCUGCAACGAUUACAAUGGCUAUUGCGACGUAUUCCAGAGAUGUCGAGAGGUGGACCCCAGUGGGCCUUUAGCGACACUGAGAAGAUUGUUAUUGUCAGACGCCAGUUUGGCAACCUUCCGACGAUGGCUGACCGACUACUGGUACGUCGUCGCGCUCAUUGGCUUGGUUCUGCUGUUAAUCCCGGUGCUGUUGAUUCGUCUCCUGCGGAAACGACGCAAUCGUCUCGUGAAAAUUCUGUCCACGCCGAGAUCGACCCUCCAACCCCCCAACGCGAGCGAUCCAAUUCCCCAGCAACGGUCUUCGGCGCGCAAAAUACAAUCCAUGGACAUCUCGCGUCUGAAGAAGAGGAUCGUCGAGACGAUGAAGAGCCUAGCAUCUCCGCGACGAAAGAAGGAGUCCUCCUCGCAGGGUAACACGUUCCUGGUGGGGAUCUCCCGCCUCUUGGGUAGAGACUCGACUCGCCCGGGGUCCGAGGAACGAUCCUCGAACGAGGUCGAGAAACUGUGCGACGCCAGAAACGAGGAAACGCGCGAAGACGCCGAGGGGAAUGUUCCCAGGCAAAAACUCGGCUCUAGGAAAGAGACCAACGGCUGGAGGCGACUGUCUCUACUGUUCCUCGGCAAUCGCGGUGCAAGUUCCUCCCCCACCCGAAGAAAAUCGAACAACGGCGAAUCGAUGCGCGUCGCGGCUUGGAGAAGAAGCGUGCAGGUCGAGAAACUGUGCAACACGUCGAAGACGAUCGUGAACCCCUUAAGCGGCGCCUACGGUUAUCAAACCGAGCCUCUCGUGGUGCCGGACACACCCGACACACCUGGGGAAACGUCUGAAGCGAGAACCCAGACGUCUGAUCGGACCGAGUUGCUGGCAGACAGUUAGUUCUGAAGAGGGACAUUGAACUCUGACCCACUCUGUGGAAACGGUGUUCUUUCGAUGCGUUCGAACGUUGGCCGAGAUACAAGUGUCUUUAUCUUUUAAGUUGCAAGGUGGUGAGUCUAGGGUUUCCGUUUUUGUCGCAGUCUUGUCGCUUCAAAGAGAGAUCCACCGUAUUUCUGCUAUCAUUGAAAAAACAAUCAUGAACCUGUUUACUGGUUUCAUUUUAAUACAGUAACUUCCGUUUUGAAGAUUCGAUUUCCACCCCAGAUUCGAGUGACUUCCCACUAUUCCUGUGUAAGUGUGAGAAAUCUUAUCGCCCUAAACAUGCUCGAUUUUGUCACUUCGAAAAUGGAUCUACUGUACCAGUAAUCACCCGCGAAAAUUCGAUUCUUUUGUUUCCCUGUUUGAUUGCCUAUCGAAGCCCAACGCAACCAUUCAGACAAUCUCUCCGUACUGUACAGAAAACUUCGGGUUCGAUUUUGCGUUAACGGAAGCCUCGGAGUGGUUAACCGAACUGUGCACCGCGCCUAGGUCUAAGAAGACAAUAUUUGAUCUCCACUUGCGAGAUGAAACGAUCGAUCCCGUCGAGAAUGGGACGCGACUAGCGUCGAACUCCGCGUGUAAAUAUUGUACAGUCUCUUAUACCGCUGUCGCCGUAGAUUAGUUUCGAGAAUUAAGGGGUGUGUGUGAGAGGGAAGCUCGCGAAAGUUUGCGAAGCCGAGUGGGUUCUUGUAAUACGUGUAGCCAGACAGCUCUUCGCAUAGAAACGGACCAAAUAUAGGGAGGAAGGGGUAAGAUCGUCCAGCGCUGAACUCGUAGAUAUGUGUAUAUAAAGGAACGAUUGUUACUGUACAAUAAAUCGUAUGUUAUAAUAUAUUAUAGAUUCCCUACCAGCAAGAUAUACUUGUAAUACACGUGUAUAUGGAUUACGGUGAUUUUCCCCCAUCCUUUUGGUUUGGUAUAUAGUUUAUUUCUUUCAUCAAUGUUUCAGCCAUUUUAGGGACUUUUCAAGGCAUAGAAUGUAAUAGUUAG